This is a messenger RNA of Achroia grisella, 1987 nucleotides long. RefSeq names its product putative tRNA pseudouridine synthase Pus10 (gene Pus10). The transcript is spliced from 10 exons. Gene Ontology annotation, molecular function: pseudouridine synthase activity; RNA binding. Gene Ontology annotation, biological process: tRNA pseudouridine synthesis. Bases 83 to 1789 code for a protein of 568 amino acids. Lineage: Eukaryota; Metazoa; Arthropoda; Insecta; Lepidoptera; Pyralidae. The record is from RefSeq and is a predicted model, not a curated record.
CUGUAAACAAAUAGUAUUAAUUUCUGCUGUUCUGAAUUGAAUCACAUUUCUGUUGCGAAUCUAAUUAAACUUUUCAAUAAAUAUGAAUCAAAAGGCAAUAUUUAACUUUUGCAAAGACAUAGGGUGUUGUGACCGGUGUUGCUUUCGAUAUUUGGGAUUAAAAAUACCAAGCGCGUAUGAAAAUUCCGACCAAUAUGUGUUGAAAUUUCAAGAUUCACUCUCAUCAAAUACUACAGAAGAAAGCACAGAAUUAAAGAAAGAUGUCACAGCUAGCAAUGAUGAAGUUGCCAUUAUAAAUAAUGUUACAGAAUUAGGUGAGACACCGGCAGUGUGUACACACACACAGGAUGAUAUUAUAGACAAUACUGACACAGAUACUGUACAUGAUGAUAAUGUAGCAGACAGCAAUGGUCAUGCACCUCAUAAGAAACGGAAGCUACAUCCCUGUGUCAGCUGCCUUGGCAUACUGCAAGAGGAUACAUGGCCUGAUAGUAAUCGGAUGGUGAAGGAAAUACUGGAGAAGAAAAGGUAUGAGUGCCCCACGUUUGCGUGCGCGCUGUCAGCCCCCAUCGCCACCCUAGUCCGCGAGCGAGUCAUCACGGUCCUCAUUGCAGAGAUCUUCCCCGAAUAUGACCCUGAUGCGCUGACAGCACUGAAGGAGGCGUGGAAGUGGUCGUGCGGCACACAGCUGGCUGCACACGCCGGCCUGCGGCUGCACUCGGGGGCCGUGUCGCCGCUGCUACUCAGCCUCACCUACGAGUACCCGGACGAGCUGCAGGAACUGGAGAUGCUAAAGACGGUGGCGCCGGCGGUGUUCGCGUCGCGCAAACAGCAGCGGAAACGGUUCGCGGUGGAGUUCACGAGGCGCGCCGCGGAGCAAGCACUAGCGGAGGCCACCGCGGGGGGCCUGCGUGCUGCCGGCUGGGCGCCGCCGCCGCCGCCCCCCGCGCCCGCCACCGCCGCCCGCGCCGCCGCCGCGCGCGCGCCGCUCCACCUCGGAGGCAGAUACAUCAAGUUGUCCCGCGAGCUGCCGCAGACUCCUUGGCUGGUGAACGGCGUCCGGAUGAUGGAGUCGUCCGUGCAGGAGAUAAUAUUCGGGCCCAUCGCGGCCAUGUACGGGCUUACCCCCGCGGAGAGCGAGCGGCGGAUGAAGUUCAUGUCUGCGGGGCGCGAGGACGUGGACGUGCGGUGCCUGGGGGACGGCAGGCCCUUCGCAGUCGAGGUGACUGAUCCUCGGAGGGAGCUGACCCAAGAAGAGUUGAAGCGUGUGUGCGAAGAGAUCUCCGCCAGCGGGAAGGUCAUUGUACACCAGCUGGUGCACGUCAGCAGAGAGGAGUUGUCUGAACUGAAGAAGGGCGAGGAGACCAAGUGUAAGACGUACGAGGCGCUCUGCAUCAAACUAGGGCACUCCGAAUAUGAACACGAUAAAACGUCGGCGGACCCUGUGACGGUGACGGCGCAGGACAUCGCCAACAUCAACUCGUACACGAACACGGACGAGCCGGGCGUGCGCGUGCGCCUCACGCAGCGCACACCCAUCCGCGUCCUGCACCGCCGCCCCCUGCUCACCCGCGCCCGGGAGCUGUACGAGCUCACCGCCUCCCCCGUGCACGGCCAGCCCGCGCUGGUGGCGCUGCGCGUGCGCGCAUCCGCCGGGACCUAUGUCAAGGAGUGGGCGCACGGGGAGCUCGCGCGCACGCGCCCCGCGCUCGGACACGCGCUCAGAGCCCCCCUCGACAUCCUCGCGCUCGACGUCGCGCACGUGCACCUCCCCUGGCCCGCCCGCUAGCCUCCCCGCCCCCCACGUCGAGGAGGGGCCGCACGCGCCCCCCUCGACAUCCUCGCGCUCGACGUCGCGCACGUGCACCUCCCCUGGCCCGCCCGCUAGCCUCCCCUCCCCCCACGUCGAGGAGGGGCCGCACGCGCCCCCCUCGACAUCCUCGCGCUCGACGUCGCGCACGUGCACCUCCCCUGGCCCGCCCGCUAG